CUUGAAUAAAUAAUUCUCAAGAUUUUAGUUCAUUUAUUUUUGCAGCGUAUCAUAAUAGGAGAAAACUUGUAUUUUAUUUAUCAAACAUCUGUCUGCAACCGAAUAAUGGACGCGAAGGCCGCCCUUUUAGCCAUUGUCCUGUUAUUAAGUGUCACAUAUAUAUCGUUUGCAGAUAAGGGGAAAGAUCACGAUGAUGAUGACGAUCCCAAGGACGACGACAGCGACGACGACGGUGGCAUGCCCAACUACUGUCCAGAAGAUGAUGGGAUGUUCCCCAAUCCGACGGACUGCGCCACUUACUACAACUGCGUCGACGGAACAGCCAUAGCCAUGAGCUGCGCCCCGGGACUGCUUUUUGAUGCAGAGAAAAAGAUGUGUAAUUUCGCCGAUCGAGUCAAGUGCAAAAAUCAAUGCCGAGGCCCCAACGGAAUGUUCCCCAGCCAACACCGCUGCGACGAAUUCGUCCUCUGCACGAAUAAUAAGCCUAAAGUGAAGCGCUGCAAAAAGGGGCUCUAUUUCGAUCCCAAUCUGCAGGUGUGCAACUACAAGGACCAAGUACUCUGCAGUUUGCCUGGUGGCGGCAAGAAGGGCAACAAGACUGACACAGGUAAAGACAAAGGGAAGGACAAUAACAAGGGGGGCAAGGGGGAUAUGGAAGACAUCAAAAUGCGUAAGGCACUCGCCCUGGCCAGUGUCCGGUCCGUUUGUCCGAAGGCGCGCGGACUCUUCGCCCACGCGGAUUCUUGCCACAAAUUCUAUCAGUGUUAUGACGGAGAAGUACUGGUCAAGUCGUGCCCUGAAGGACUGCUGUUCGAUGAGGAAAAGAGUUCUUGUGCGUAUGCGAAAGAAGUGGAAUGCGGUGACAGGCAGGUGUUUUCUCCCAAAUAUCCCGCUUACGAUGACAUUUGAAUAUCUGCGCGCCUCGCCAGUAUUCGCAAGAGGCUUUCGGUGACUAUCGCUUUGGGAUUUUAAUGAAACCUUUAGGUUUGUUAGGGUAAUGAAAAAAGGAAAGAUGAAAUGCACAUUUUUGUUGAGUAAAUGGCCUUCCAUGCAGAAUCAAUGCUGCGGGGCCAUUGUUUUUGAUGCCACUUAUACCGUAAUUUUGCAUUUAUUAUCUUUCAAUCUGGAACAAAAAAAAAAAAAAAGGUUAGAUAAUCAUGCAGUUAAUUAAUUACUAAAAAUAGAAGAGGGGAGACAAAAUGAAGUUAAACUAUUAUUAAUUACUUUAUAACUGUCGUGAUUAUAAUUUUAAUCUAAGAAAACGUUUACAUUUCAUUCAGACGUUAGUUAUGAUAGGUUCAAGAUGUGAAUCUACCUUAGCGAAUAUCUGAAAGAUGUAACUUAUAAGGAAUCUCGAAAAAUUGGAAUAGGUACUGGAAAACGGAACAGAUCUCAUGAUUUAGAAACAAAAUUAUAUAUAAAAAAAGCACGAAUGCAAAGUAAUACGGUACAGAGUUCGAUGAAGUGAUGAUAAAAAUCAUUUCAUUAGAUUCUCUGGAAGAUGGGAUGCCUUAUUUUAGAAAGUUUAUAGUGAAAUAUUUCCGUCUUUGUUUAAAAUACAAGAAAAUAUUGAUAAAUUGAAAAUAAUUUUUUAGAAACUACAAAAAGAAAUUGAAGGAAUUGUGAAAAUAAAUUUUUCUUUUUUUAACCAGAUAAUUAAUUUUUAUUACUAUUUAGAUAAAUAAUUUAAUUUUAAAAAGCUUUAGGUCAAGAAAAAAAAUAAGUGUAAAUUUAGUUUUAAAGUGUUUUAUAUGCUUCUACAGGCAAAAAAAUUAAAGCUGAAAAACAAGGAAAUGGUGCAACUAACACAGCAAGUUUGAAGUAAUGAGCCGCAUUUUGAGUCACUUUCAAGAGGUGUCUGAUUUGGGUCAUUUUAGCACAUUUUGCUUUCGUCACAUUAAGAUCAUUGUUUGUCUUUCAUUUCACGCUUUUAUCUUAGCUGCAACAAGCUCAAGCUCUUCGUAUUUUGAUCUCAUCUUUAGUUGCAAAAAUAUUGAGCUCUUCUUAUGUCGAUAUCAUGUUUAACUGUAAUAAAGAUGAGCUCUUCAUAGUUUGAUCUCAUCGUUGGCUGCAAAAGGACUGAGUUCUUCAUGCGUUGAUCUCAUCUUUAGAUGACUGCUCAUUUUGACGCCAUAACAUUCAUUGCAUUUUAUCAAAAAGUUUUAUUUAUUAAUGGAGGGUAGAAUUUUUCUUUUUUGAUUUUUACACAAUAAUAAAACUUUGAAAAGGAAUUAAUUUUACCAUUAAUUUCCGAUCAUAGAGGAAUAAGAUUUAACCACAAAUGCAGCUGAUAUAGACAGGGGUUUUCUUUAAUUAUUAUUUAAGGGAACAGGGACGUUCUCUACAGUGAAGAUUGCCGGAAUUUCAGUUGCAAAUAAAGGAAAUUUUUUCGCAAAAAGUUCGGACAUAAUGAUCAGGACAGGAAGAAUUUAUUUUAAUUAUAAAAUAAUAUAAAAAAUUGUUUCAUAAAAUAUGUUUCUUAAUAGUAAAUCGAAUAAAUGUUGUGAUGCAAUAGUUUUUCAGUUUAACAAAUCGGUACACUCAGAAAACAUAAUUCUGUAUAAAAUCCUUCCAAAAGCAGCGUAGUAUAUGAUUAUAGGCUUAAUGAUUACAUUGAACUUAUUUUUCAUUUAAAUUUGAGAUUAAUAAAAAUUUCAAAAAAUAAUAAAUAUCGUGUAACUUUAAAAUCUACAAAAAAAAAAAAUAUUGUAUGAUAAAUAACCUGUAAAGAUAAAUAUCACCUCGCAGAUAAAAAUAAAAAUAUGUUUAACAUAUGCAAAAUGUUUGUAAAUAUUGUAUAAAAUUUCAUCCGAUUGUAUUGAACAGAAUGCUCUUUAUGCAUAUCGAAAUCGUAAGAAAACAUGUUACGAAGAAAAGAUAAUUUUUAUCUUUCUAUCAAUGCAAUUUCUAUUAGAUUCAAUUUUAAACAAUAAUUUAUAAACUUUCGACCUCUCAAACUUAUUCAAAUUAUCCACAUCUGUAAUCGGUGAGAUGCCCUCCCCCCUAUUUUAUUAAACUGAAACUUGAAAAUCGAUUUUUGCACGUAUAAAUGUUCUCAAUUCCUUUAUGCGUUAGAAUUAAAACAUCAAAAUUUUCAUUACAUUGUGUCAAACAAUUUGGAAAAAUGACACAUUUUUUUUAUUAAUUAAAAUAACUUUAGAUACUAUUAUGACUUUGUAAAUUAUUUAUUUAAGUAGAUUUCCCAUUAAGUAAAGAAUUCACCAUCUAAGCUAAAAUUUAAGCAACAGAAUUUUUCUGUUUAUAACGAUUGCUUUUAAGCAAUAAAUAAACAUUUCUUCAUAAAGCUCAAUUUCUUAAACUUAAUUAAAACGGACGUGUUUUAAUAUUUGAUUAGAGCAAAAUGCCUUUAUAAAUAAUGAAUUAGUCAUAUUUGUUGAUAUCGUAAGCUGAAAUUUAGCUCAGGAUUGGAUUCAAAUCUUCGACAUUUGUUUUACUAUCAUUACUAUUUCCCAUUUUUAAAUUAUUUGAAAAACCCCGUUCAAUGGCUUUGAUUCCUUAACAAUAAAUACUCUGUUUGUUGAUCAUUUGUGUGAUUCAAUAAAGAAUUUUGCAAACUGAUUUGAAACAAUUUCUAUACUAAUACACAAAAUGGAAUUAAAAAAAAUUUCGCACUUUUAAAGCCGUAAUAUCUGGCAUCAACAUCGUACUCAACUGACUAAUGCUAUGUUUUACAUUUCAAAAAUUGUUUUAUAUAAUUACAAGAAAUACCUUUUAUUUACAAACUAUGCAUGAUGAUUAUAGCUUAAAUACAUGCUCUUUAGGCAUUCAAAGCUUCAUUUAAUUAAUAAAAAAAACAUUUUAACUAGAAUGCAAAAGCCAUAUGAAAGAUUAUACAUCUUGAAGCUAAUCAUUUUUAUUGUUAGGACAUCGGAAAAAAAUGUAUUGCUCCAUUGAAAAAAAAAAUGUCCAAAAAUAUUCUAAGAAGAAAAAAAAAAAAAAAAGAAAU
Molecule: messenger RNA, 3967 nt
Organism: Argiope bruennichi
Lineage: Eukaryota; Metazoa; Arthropoda; Arachnida; Araneae; Araneidae
Product: protein obstructor-E-like
Exons: 6
Coding region: 106-909 (267 amino acids)
Cellular component (GO): extracellular region
Molecular function (GO): chitin binding
Source: RefSeq, a predicted model, not a curated record